This is a messenger RNA of Mugil cephalus (flathead mullet), 1606 nucleotides long. It is a transcript of the gene mtg2, whose product is annotated as mitochondrial ribosome-associated GTPase 2. The transcript is spliced from 6 exons. Bases 240 to 1499 code for a protein of 419 amino acids. Gene Ontology annotation, cellular component: mitochondrion. Gene Ontology annotation, molecular function: GTP binding; magnesium ion binding; GTPase activity. Lineage: Eukaryota; Metazoa; Chordata; Actinopteri; Mugiliformes; Mugilidae. The record is from RefSeq and is a predicted model, not a curated record.
UCCCUUCACUAGUUCCGUAGUCCUGUUGCUAACAUGCGGCAGCAAGUUCCUGUGUUAUUGAACGUGCCUGUACAAUAAUACGAGACAUAAAUGUUCUUGUAAUUUAGCGUUAUUUGGCAGUAAUGGUCCCGAAAGCGCAGUGCUUCUGGUUCUGACGUGUGCAUCGAGGCAGACGGCUGACAAAACGUCGUCAUUUGCUGAAAGUUAGUGCGACUAAUGUUUAUCUGCAGAACGGCGCAAUGUUAGCGACCCUGUCGAGAGUUAAACCUCUCCGCUGGCCUUCCUCGGACAUACUUUUAAGAUGUAUUUUAAGACGAGAGGUUGCAAGGGAAGAGUUGUAUUGUCUUUCUGUCGGUUGUCCGUCGCUGUCGGUGUCGUGGAGACGGAAAACCGCCGGUGUCAGAGAUGUCAGCACCUCCAGCGCCCUGUCCGCCAAAGCCCGAGGAAACCAGAAGAAGAAAGAGAUAUCUGAAAAGAAGCUGACACGCUACUUUGUAGACCAGCGGCGUGUGAAGCUGGUGGCUGGUUCGGGUGGUAAUGGGAACUGCAGCUUUCACAGCGAGCCCCGAAAAGAGUUUGGCGGCCCAGAUGGAGGGAAUGGAGGCGAUGGGGGAAACAUCAUUUUCAAGGCUGACAAAUUUGUCAAAUCAUUGGCGCAAGUAGUUCCCAUCUACAAAGGAGAGGACGGGCAAUCGGGGAGGAGCAAGAACUGUUAUGGUCAGAACGGUAAUCACACCUACAUUUGUGUGCCAUUAGGAACAUUGGUGAAGGAGGAGGGUAAAACCAUAGCAGACCUUGCUGAGCAUGGCCAGGAGUACGUGGCUGUGUAUGGAGGGGCCGGGGGAAAGGGGAAUCGGUUCUUUCUGUCAAAUGAGAACCGCGCCCCGGUGACGGCGACCCCAGGAAUGAUGGGUCAGGAGCGGGUUCUUCAGCUGGAGCUACACACAAUGGCCCAUGCUGGACUGGUUGGCUUUCCAAAUGCUGGGAAAUCCUCACUGUUGAGAGCCAUUUCCAAUGCCAAGCCUGCUGUGGCUGCUUACCCGUUCACAACACUCAAUCCACAUGUAGGAAUUGUGAAUUACAGGGAUCACGAGCAAGUUGCAGUUGCUGACAUUCCCGGCAUCAUUCGAGGAGCACAUCUGAAUCGGGGCUUGGGCAUCUCCUUCUUGCGUCACAUAGAGCGCUGCCGGUUCCUCCUCUUUGUUGUGGACCUGUCGGCUCCGGAGCCGUGGACACAGAUCGAACACUUGCGUUAUGAACUGGACCAGUACGAGCCUGGCCUGUCCGAACGGCCUCAGGUUAUCGUAGCCAACAAAAUAGACCUCCCCGAAGCCCAAGAGAAGCUACAAACUCUAAAGAGCCAAGUCACCCAGAGGGUCAUCCCUGUGUCGGCUCUCACUGGACAAAACAAAGAAGAGCUCAUCCUCCACCUCAGAGAGCUCUAUGACGGCUACCUCCAAGGAGAAGGUAAUGGGCAAAGAAAACCCUCGAGGUGGUAGAAUAAGGUCCUUUUUCUGAACAGAUCAUAUAUAUGUCAUAUAUAUUUAUACUGGAUGGGAACUAUUUAAAUUGCUCAAUAAACAUGUAAACAAAACAAAGUAACAUA